Lentinula edodes (shiitake mushroom) is the source of this 1220-nucleotide messenger RNA. RefSeq lists its product as uncharacterized. NCBI's taxonomy places the organism in Eukaryota, Fungi, Basidiomycota, Agaricomycetes, Agaricales, Omphalotaceae. The transcript has 6 exons. Bases 107 to 841 code for a protein of 244 amino acids. The record is from RefSeq and is a predicted model, not a curated record.
AGCCGGAGCUGGACUCCACUGCCUGUUACCUUUUUUUUUGACCUGCUCAUCUCCCUUCAUCUCCUUCACAAGCUCCAAUUACCCUCAGUCUGUUUUUUCAAAAGCCAUGAAGAUGAUUCUCGUUUUCGCCAUCGUAUCCGCUCUUUUUACGACCCUGCUAGGUUCUUGCCAUGCGUCGCCCAUUAUCAUUGAAGAUUCGACCGCUCAUCUGGGACUGAAACGCGGUGAACCUUCCACACGACCCUCUGGCAAUGAGCCUGCCCCAUAUUCCGAAGUCGAACCUCCAUCGUUACUAGUAUGCUAUUUCGCUCUAGAUGGCAAUAAAUCACCAACGCACGAUCCGGAAAAAAACUUGAUAUAUAAUUUCAAAGAGUUCGAACACAUGGGACAGAGAUUCACUUGUGGGUCCCAGCCAGCCGUGGUCCCUCUGGUAGAUUCUCAAGAUCGCCUAUGUGUUCUCAAGGUCAAUGCUCAUAAAUUUGAUACCCCUCAAAAGAAAUAUGAAGUUCGAGGUGUAACACAUAACCAUCAUGUGCUGACAUUUCUCGGAUUUACAAUGUUUGUUUAUCCCGACAUGCUCCAGAACAAGGAGAUGGGAUUUAAAGCGGAGUGCUAUCCCCCGGAACAGAGUCACAAGGUGAAGACAGAUGCGAAGUCAAUUCCUUGGCAUGAUUGGACCAUUCGUCACUGGCCAAGUGAGAAUGGCAAGAAGAUAAGCGUCGACGCUCUUGCAUCUCAAACAAUUGCAUCUCAAAAAGGGACCUCUGUUCGCUCGUCUUUUGUUUAUUACGAACAACAGAAUGGGUACUUGGGUAGAGAGUUCCCUGUACCGGGCUGGUAACUGCAAUGCUCACAAUAUAUAUGUAAUCCAUUUUUCUGGAUUUCGAAAUCGAUUGAAAUCAGCGUUGCGCUUGUACAAAUCUUUCCAAGGUGGUGUUUGACAAAAGUUUGAUAGUUCAGUACGUUACGAGAAACGACAAAGAUCGCGAUAAUAACAAGCGCAUCGGAGAGAGGCUUUUUUUCCAUCACUCACCAUAUUAUCGAACGUGGGAUUACGUGCGAACAGGAAGAAUAGGGAAGACGCGACGACGCCGUAAGGAUUAUUGGACAGUAUAUUAAGUGAGCAUGAGCACAAAAUUGGAGCAUAACCGUCUACGAGGCAUCCGGUAAAUAGUUCUGCACUCGCUUGCUAGGCUAAGCCAGCAGCGUAUCAACUGUCC